GUUCAGAUCACAGGCAUGCAUCUCGCAAUGAGAUCAUUUGUGUUAUAAAUAUCACUGUGCCAGCAGUAGCCUUCGCAUGGAUAUGUCUGGUGUACACACCACACGCCGUGGCUGGUGCAAGGAGCAAAGGAUCAGCAAAAUGCGGGCAUCGACCUAGCAGGGAGAUCUGUUGGAAGAAUGCGCCUCCACUGCCUCGUCCUCCUCUUUCUGAAUCACACUGUUCACUUCUCUCCAGGGCACAGCGAACAGGUAGCGUCUGCAGAACGACUUCGCCGUACAACAAAUGAGAGCUCCACCGUGUUGCAGAGCCGUAGAUCACUAAGGAACAUGUACCAGUGGAAUAGACCUGGGCCCCGCACCGGAAGACUUUAUUGCAGAGUUGGAAUUGGUUUUCAUUUGCAGAUCCAGCCAGAUGGCAAAGUCAGUGGUUCGCAUGAAGCCAACCUAUUCAGUAUUUUGGAAAUAUUCGCCGUGUCUCAGGGGAUAGUGGGAAUUCGAGGAUUUUUUAGCAACCGAUUUCUAGCAAUGAACAAAAAGGGGAAACUCCACGCAACUACCGAGUUUACAAAUGAAUGCAUUUUCAAGGAGCGAUAUCAAGAGAACAGCUACAACACUUACGCCUCGGCCACUUACAAAAGUGAAAACAAUAGCCGAGAGUGGUACGUGGCUUUAAAUAAACGCGGGAAGGUGAAAAUGGGGAACAGCCCUCGAGUGAAACCUCAGCACAUUUCUACACAUUUCCUUCCACGGUUCAAACAGUCUGAGAAAGAGAAAACGUUCAAAAUUACUCGGAAAAUCCCAGAUAAAAAAACAGCACCCAAACCUCCAAAACCAUCUCCUGCAACAACUAUCCGCAGGAAGAGUACAAGGGUUAUCAGAUACAGGCCAAAAUUUCGUUUUGGAUAGCGAAUGGAUUGAACUUUUACUUGGUUCGGGGACAGCGACUUUGUUGGAAAGCAGCUGUGCUGCACUGGCGAUGCACAGGAAGUCAAGAGUGACUCCUUCACCCAAAGGAUGCCACCACGCAGCGCACAGCACCGGCAGGGUGGACCAGGAGAGGUCUGGCAGUAUUGCAAAGAUGCUGUAUCAGUAUUAGGAAUGCGAAACUGUACGGAUAUGACACAAAAAACAGACUGUUUGUUAGCAGGACAUAUAUUGACUUGGUUUCAAAGAACUCUUUUAUAAAAAGCACAGCUUUAAAAAAAUAACAUUCAUUUUCAUUGGAAAAUUUAUAUUAGGUUCUGAGGGAGAGGUGCGAUUAUUGAGCAUAAAAUCAAGUUUGGUAACGGAAGCAAAUAACAUUUUGCUCCAGUAGAAAUGUUGGAUAUGCCUUCAGAAAUGUUGAAUCCUUUUUUAUUUUCAUAGCCCCUUUCCAGAGAUUUAAAAAAAAUUCUGAGAACAAACAGGGAAAUAUGCUCAUUUGUUUUGUCUCGGGAAUAUAGGGAGCCAUCACCGCUAUGCGAUAAUGUACGUUUAUUUCUGCUUCGAAAGCACAUGUAACGAUAUUUUUUUUGGAGUGGUCAUACUCCGGUGGUGCACGACCUUUGAACCCGCCUUUCUACUGAGUAACAGCUGGACGGGUGGAUUACAGGC
Messenger RNA from Stegostoma tigrinum, 1593 nucleotides. RefSeq names its product fibroblast growth factor 5 (gene fgf5). Gene Ontology annotation, cellular component: cytoplasm. Gene Ontology annotation, biological process: animal organ morphogenesis; fibroblast growth factor receptor signaling pathway; cell differentiation. Gene Ontology annotation, molecular function: growth factor activity; fibroblast growth factor receptor binding. The coding region runs from base 178 to 906 and encodes 242 amino acids. Lineage: Eukaryota; Metazoa; Chordata; Chondrichthyes; Orectolobiformes; Stegostomatidae. The record is from RefSeq and is a predicted model, not a curated record. The transcript is spliced from 3 exons.